GCUGUGGUAGUGAGCGGGGAGCGGUUCGGGACAUGGUCCUGCGUUGGUGUUGCAGGAAAAGAAACAGGCUGAGCUUUGAUAGACGGGGCAACACCUAGUGAAAAAAAAAAAAAAAAGAGAGAGAGAGAGAGAGGGGGGGAGAGAGAGGGAGAGAGAGACAGACCGGGAGGCUACAGACGAGCUCGACCAAGCCUUUUAGCCUGUAAUAUGGGCUUCAUUUAAACACUACACCGAAACUGGUUUCUUUAUUUCUCUCUCUUCUGACACUACGGAGAAAAAGUGGGACAUUUUCUCUUCGUCCUGGGUUUUGGUUUGAAUUAAAAUAAGAGAGAGAGAGAGAGAGAGAGAGAGAGAGAGAGAGUGAAAAUGUCUCGGGGUGUGCUGCAGCCGAGCCAGCAGAAACUGGCCGAGAAACUCACCAUCCUCAAUGACCGCGGUAUCGGCAUGCUCACCCGCAUCUACAACAUCAAAAAGGCAUGCGGGGAUCCCAAAGCCAAGCCCUCGUACCUGAUUGACAAAAACCUCGAAUCUGCGGUCAAGUUCAUUGUAAGAAAGUUCCCAGCUGUGGAAACCCGCAACAAUAACCAACAGCUUGCACAGCUCCAAAAAGAAAAAUCAGAAAUACUAAAGAAUCUCGCUUUAUAUUACUUCACAUUUGUGGAUGUUAUGGAAUUUAAGGACCAUGUGUGUGAACUGCUGAACACUAUCGACGCUUGCCAAGUUUUCUUUGAUAUUACUGUAAAUUUUGACCUCACGAGGAACUACCUCGAUCUUGUUGUGACGUACACUACACUGAUGAUGCUGCUGUCUCGUAUUGAAGAGCGCAAAGCAAUCAUUGGCCUCUACAACUACGCGCAUGAGAUGACGCACGGAGCGAGCGAUCGGGAAUAUCCUCGGCUCGGACAGAUGAUCGUGGACUAUGAGAAUCCUCUGAAGAAGAUGAUGGAGGAGUUUGUUCCUCAUGGAAAGUCCCUUUCGGAUGCACUGAUCUCCCUACAGAUGGUUUACCCACGGCGUAAUCUCUCAGCUGACCAGUGGAGAAACGCUCAGCUUCUGAGCCUCAUCAGCGCCCCCAGCACCAUGCUGAACCCAGCGCAGUCUGAUACGAUGCCAUGUGAAUACUUGUCAUUGGACACUAUGGAGAAAUGGAUAGUGUUUGGGUUUAUCCUGUGCCACGCGGCUCUAAACAACGAUCCCACUGCCCUGAGUUUGUGGAAACUGGCCCUACAGAGCAGCUCCUGCCUCUGCCUCUUCAGAGAUGAGGUCUUCCACAUCCACAAAGCUGCCGAGGAUCUGUUCGUCAACCUCCGUGGCUACAACAAGCGCGUCAACGACAUCCGUGAAUGCAAAGAAGCAGCGCUGUCUCACGCAGGCUCAAUGCACAGGGAGAGGCGUAAAUUCCUGCGUUCUGCGCUGAAGGAACUAGCCACUGUGCUGGCAGACCAGCCAGGCUUACUCGGCCCGAAGGCUCUUUUUGUCUUCAUGGCUCUCUCGUUUGCUCGUGAUGAAAUCAUCUGGUUGCUCAGACACGCUGACAACAUUCAAAAGAAAAGCACAGAUGACUUUAUUGACAAGCACAUUGCUGAGCUGAUCUUCUACAUGGAGGAGCUGAGAGCCCACGUGAGGAAGUACGGCCCUGUCAUGCAGAGGUACUAUGUGCAGUAUCUGUCCGGCUUCGAUGCAGUCGUCCUCAAUGAGCUCGUUCAGAACCUCUCAGUGUGUCCAGAGGACGAGUCCAUCAUCAUGUCUUCCUUCGUGAAUACGAUGACUUCACUCAGUGUUAAACAAGUGGAGGAUGGAGAGGUGUUUGAUUUCCGAGGCAUGAGGCUGGACUGGUUCCGACUUCAGGCCUACACCAGCGUAUCCAAGGCGUCUCUGGGUAUCGCGGACCACCGGGAGCUGGGUAAAAUGAUGAAUACCAUCAUCUUCCACACCAAGAUGGUGGACUCUCUAGUGGAGAUGCUGGUGGAGACGUCAGACCUGUCCAUUUUCUGUUUCUACAGCCGGGCAUUUGAGAAGAUGUUCCAGCAGUGUUUGGAGUUGCCGUCUCAGUCGCGUUACUCCAUCUGCUUCCCUCUGCUCUGCACCCACUUCAUGAGCUGCACCCAUGAGCUCUGUCCUGAAGAGAGGCACCAUAUUGGUGAUCGCAGUCUGUCUCUGUGUAACAUGUUUCUGGAUGAGAUGGCCAAACAGGCUCGCAACCUUAUCACUGACAUCUGCACAGAGCAGUGCACCCUGAGUGACCAGCUACUGCCAAAACACUGCGCCAAAACCAUCAGUCAGGCCGUGAACAAAAAGUCCAAGAAGCAGACUGGGAAGAAGGGAGAGCCAGAGCGAGAGAAGCCUGGAGUGGAGAGCAUGAGGAAGAACAGAUUGCUUGUCACCAACUUGGAUAAGCUGCACACCGCACUGUCAGAACUUUGCUUCUCCAUCAACUAUGUACCCAACAUGGUGGUCUGGGAGCACACCUUCACCCCACGCGAGUAUCUGACCUCCCACCUGGAGAUCCGCUUCACCAAGUCCAUAGUUGGAAUGACCAUGUAUAACCAGGCCACACAGGAGAUUGCAAAGCCAUCUGAGCUCUUGACCAGCGUGCGAGCCUACAUGACUGUGCUGCAGUCCAUCGAGAACUAUGUCCAGAUUGACAUAACCAGAGUGUUUAACAAUGUGCUGUUGCAGCAGACACAACACCUGGACAGCCAUGGAGAGCCAACCAUCACCAGCCUCUACACUAACUGGUAUCUGGAGACUUUGCUUCGGCAGGUGAGCAACGGCCACAUAGCUUACUUCCCUGCCAUGAAAGCAUUCGUCAAUCUUCCAACUGAGAACGAGCUCACCUUCAAUGCCGAGGAGUAUUCUGACAUUUCUGAAAUGCGGUCGCUCUCUGAGCUUCUGGGUCCAUAUGGAAUGAAGUUCCUCAGUGAGAGCCUGAUGUGGCACAUCUCCUCCCAGGUGGCUGAGCUCAAGAAACUGGUGGUGGAGAACGUGGAGGUUCUGACCCAGAUGAGGACUAGCUUUGACAAACCUGACCACAUGGCAGCACUCUUCAAGAGACUCACAUCUGUGGACAGUGUGCUUAAGAGGAUGACCAUCAUUGGAGUCAUUCUGUCCUUCCGCUCGCUGGCACAGGAGGCGCUCCGAGAUGUUCUCUCCUGCCACAUUCCUUUCUUGGUCAGCUCUGUGGAGGAUUUUAAGGAUCACAUUCCCCGUGAAACAGACAUGAAGGUGGCCAUGAACGUGUAUGAGCUGUCCUCAGCAGCAGGUUUGCCCUGUGAGAUCGAUCCUGCUCUUGUUGUGGCUCUGUCCUCCCAAAAGUCUGAAAACAUCAGCCCCGAGGAGGAGUACAAGAUCGCCUGCCUGCUGAUGGUGUUUGUGGCCGUCUCUCUGCCGACCCUAGCGAGCAACGUCAUGUCUCAGUACAGCCCUGCAAUCGAAGGGCACUGCAACAACAUCCACUGCCUGGCGAAGGCGAUUAACCAGAUUGCUGCUGCUCUCUUCACCAUCCAUAAGGGCAGCAUUGAGGACCGUCUGAAGGAGUUCCUCGCCCUCGCCUCCUCCAGUUUGCUGAAGAUCGGUCAAGAGACGGACAAGACCACCACCAGGAAUCGCGAGUCUGUUUAUCUUCUCCUCGACAUGAUUGUUCAGGAGUCUCCGUUCCUCACCAUGGACCUGUUGGAGUCAUGUUUUCCGUAUGUGCUGCUCCGGAACGCAUACCACGCUGUCUACAAGCAGUCGGUAUCCGCUUCUGCGUGAGAGCUGACCAGUCACAUUCCCCAUACACACACACACACACACACACACACACACACACACACACACACACACACACACACACACACACACACACACAAUAUUCCUCUCUAACCAUUCUCAGUCUUACUGGAGCAACACUUCGUAUGGGAUCAAAUCUUCUUUAAAACUUAAAAAAAAAAAAAAAAAAUUAAAUAAAAAAAAACGUUAUUGACCAGGUAGAAGAAACUACAAGUUUUGUUUGUCAAAGAAUAGUAACACUGAAUAUAAUUUUUGGAUGUUUUUCUUGUUUUAAUAUACUUUUUUUUUUUUUUUUUUUUUUUUUUUUUUAAAGAGUGGGAUGUGGAAAGGGAAUUUGCAAUGGUUUAAAAGAAAAAAAACAAAAGUAUUUGAUUGUGCGUGUUGUGAGAGUGGGCUGGGGUGAUGUAAUAAAACACUAAAGCACCACGUUAUGCUAAAACGCUGUAAAACACUAUGAAACACAGUGAUUUCGGUGUCGUCCUAGCUCUAAUCUAUGUGGGUUAAUAUGCGCAUUCCUUCUCCGAAGUCUUUUUUUUUUUUAAUCACAAGUUUCAUGGUUUGUUUUUUUUUGACACAUUUGCCAAAAUAAUGAUAGGACACACAGCAUCUCAUUUGAUUAAGCAGAAAUGUGGGUAAUUACGUGUUCUAAAAGAUGCCUAUGGUGGUGUUUGUAUAAAGCAUAUUAUAAUUUUUUAACUAACUUUGGUGAUGCCUUGCAGAGACUCCAUUGUAACUUUGUGUGGUUAUGAUAAACAUUCGUACAUAUUUAUUGAAUGUUUAUAAGUUGCUCCUCCUUUCCCCUUUCCUCCCCUCCCUUCCGUAUUUCCCUUUUACCAAUUUUAUAUGUUUUUGAUUUUUUUUUUUUUUGGAGAUGACCAUGUAUCUUCCAUAACAUUAAAUAAACAUUGGGUCAUAUGCACUCGACCCUGUGUGCUGUC
Messenger RNA from Ictalurus punctatus (channel catfish), 4709 nucleotides. It is a transcript of the gene nckap1, whose product is annotated as NCK-associated protein 1. The record is from RefSeq and is a predicted model, not a curated record. Lineage: Eukaryota; Metazoa; Chordata; Actinopteri; Siluriformes; Ictaluridae. Gene Ontology annotation, biological process: cell migration; neuron projection morphogenesis; cell projection assembly. Gene Ontology annotation, cellular component: SCAR complex. The transcript has 31 exons. Bases 367 to 3753 code for a protein of 1128 amino acids.